Sinocyclocheilus anshuiensis is the source of this 440-nucleotide messenger RNA. RefSeq names its product myosin-binding protein H-like. Gene Ontology annotation, biological process: sarcomere organization. The record is from RefSeq and is a predicted model, not a curated record. NCBI's taxonomy places the organism in Eukaryota, Metazoa, Chordata, Actinopteri, Cypriniformes, Cyprinidae. The annotation marks the transcript as partial. Gene Ontology annotation, cellular component: M band. Gene Ontology annotation, molecular function: protein binding. The transcript is spliced from 3 exons.
AUCGGCCCAAGAUCCGCCUGCCCCGUGCCCUGAGAUCAAGAUCCGUCAAGCAUGUUGGGGAACAGAUCAAUCUUGUCAUCCCAUUCGUUGGCAAACCAAAACCUGUGAUAUCAUGGACCAAGGAUGGCCAGCCUUUGGAUACGAAGAAGGUAAACAUCCGCAACAGCGACAAGGAUAGCAUCCUGUUCAUCCGCAAGUCUGAGAGAGAAGACUCGGGCAGCUAUGAGAUGACAGUGAAGGUCGACAGCUUCGAAGACAAGGCUAACCUCAUAAUUCAGAUCGUCGAUCUGCCUGGUCCUCCUGCCUCUAUCAAGCUAGUGGACUCUUGGGGCUUCAAUGCAGCUCUGGAAUGGACCGCUCCCAAAGACAACGGCAACACUGAGAUCACUGGAUACACCAUUCAGAAGGCCGACAAGAAAACUGAAGUAAGUGACUCAUAA